Nerophis lumbriciformis (worm pipefish) is the source of this 648-nucleotide messenger RNA. NCBI's taxonomy places the organism in Eukaryota, Metazoa, Chordata, Actinopteri, Syngnathiformes, Syngnathidae. The record is from RefSeq and is a predicted model, not a curated record.
AUGCCGAUGCACCCAGUCACCUCCACGCUCAUGUACAGGGGAAUGUGCACCAUCCCGGACAUUCUCUCCUACAGCGCCCCGGUCAACCUGCCCGAGGACGAGGUGGAAGAGAUCCGCGAGGCGUUCAAAGUGUUCGACCGCGAUGGGAAUGGUUUCAUCUCCAAACAAGAGCUGGGCAUGGCCAUGCGCUCUCUGGGGUACAUGCCCAACGAGGUCGAACUUGAGGUCAUCAUACAGAGGCUCGACAUGGACGGUGACGGGCAGGUGGACUUUGAGGAGUUCGUCACUCUGCUCGGUCCAAAGCUGACGGCGGCCUCCAUGCCAGACAAGUUCAAUGGAACCGACUUUGACUCGGUUUUCUGGAAGUGCGACAUGCAAAAGCUGACCGUAGAGGAGCUGAAACGUCUUCUUUACGACACCUUCUGCGACCAUCUGACCAUGAAGGACAUUGAGAACAUCAUCAUGACCGAGGAGAACCACAUCGACAACCCUGAUGACUGCCAACUGGAUAUCGACAGUUCUAGUCCAACACAGCAGGUCAAGCAGACAUGCGUGCGCAAGAGCCUGAUCUGCGCCUUCGCCAUCGCCUUCAUCAUCAGCGUAAUGCUGAUCGCCGCCAAUCAGGUGCUGCGCAGUGGCAUGAAGUAG